Molecule: messenger RNA, 4475 nt
Organism: Perca fluviatilis (European perch)
Lineage: Eukaryota; Metazoa; Chordata; Actinopteri; Perciformes; Percidae
Product: kinesin-like protein KIF27
Exons: 15
Coding region: 291-4217 (1308 amino acids)
Biological process (GO): microtubule-based movement; mitotic spindle organization
Molecular function (GO): microtubule binding; microtubule motor activity; ATP binding
Source: RefSeq, a predicted model, not a curated record
ACCGAGGAGCGACAACAAACCGGAGAUGGGACCGCGUUUACAACACGCCAAAUAAGGACGACGACAGUUAAACACAAAGUCAAUAUCACACGGUUUGUUUUUGGUAAAAUGUAGAUCAUUUGGCUCAUGUUUAUUUCGUACCUAACACGUUUAGUAGCUCGAAUUACUAUUAGAAAGUGUCACCACAACUCAGCUGUGAGACGCUGGGAUGAAGGUGAAACUCCAUUAACGUUAACGUUAAGUACAUUAGCUAUAGUAAUUCUCAGUAACGUUAGCUACAACACUUCACCAUGAACGAGGUGUGUGUCCGGGUGGCGGUCCGUAUCCGCCCCCUGCUUCCCAAAGAAGUCCUCCAUAACCACCAGGUGUGUGUGCGGGUGGUGCCGGGCUCCGCACAGGUGCUGCUCGGCUCAGACCGACUCUUCUCAUUCGACCACGCGUUUGUACCGACGGCCAGCCAGGAUGAGGUGUACGAGUCCUGCGUCCUGCCCCUGGUGGAGUCCCUGGUUGACGGCUACAACGCCACCAUCUUCUGUUAUGGACAAACAGGGUCAGGAAAGACAUACACACUCGGAGGGGGGCACCUGGAUGAAGAGGGAGGAAUUAUUGACCGUGUGGCCCAGGAUGUGUUCUUGAUGCUGGGGGAGAAGAGGAAGAACAGUGAUGGUGUGGAAGCCACAGUGCGGGUCUCGUAUAUGGAGCUGUACAGGGAGGAACUACGAGACCUGCUGGAGCUGCAUACCAUUCACAAAGAGCUUCACAUCAGAGAGGAUGAGAGGGGAAACACAGUGGUGGUGGGAGCCAAAGAGAUGGUUGUCAGCUCAGCAGAGGAGCUACUAAGUGUUCUAGAGACGGGCAAUGCCCUGCGCCACACUGGAACCACAGGGAUGAACGAGCACUCCAGUCGCUCUCACACCAUUUUCACCCUUCAGCUUAUCCAGUGUUGCCACAACAACAACUCCUCCUUAAAAUCUGUCCGCUCUUCCAAACUCUGUCUGGUUGACCUAGCAGGCUCGGAGCGUGCUGGAAAAACUGGAAACACUGGGACACGACUCAAAGAGUCUGUUCAUAUCAACACAGGCCUGCUCGCACUGGGCAACGUCAUCCGUGCCCUCUCUGACCCUGCUCGAAAUCGCCGUGGUAACAACUGCAACAGUGCACACAUACCGUACCGUGAUGCCAAGAUCACCCGUCUUCUCCGUGAUUCAUUGGGAGGCACCGCUCAUACGCUGAUGGUGGCGUGUGUAAGCCCCUCUCACCACAGUCUUGCUGAGACUCUGAGUGUCCUGCAGUUUGCAUCAAAGGCUCGUCACAUUCGUAACCGUCCUGGAGCUAUAUCUACUCAUACAGAGGUUAAAUCAUGUCCUACAACCUGGGACCCUGGUGAGGCUCGACUGGGCGAACUUGAGUAUGAAGUACAGACCCUGAGAGAGCUACUGAAAGAGAGGGAGAGAGAGAUGGAAAAGGUGCGGACAGGUAGAAGAGGUGGAGAGGGGGACGACUUCAAACAGCCCAGUCAGAUGAGGAUGUCUGAUCCAGAUAAGAAGGUGAAACAAGAGGAACCAUCACAGUGCUGCCUCCUGGCACAGGAAGCUGCCGCCCUGCUUGCAGAUAUCUCUGGCCCCACUCCAAGUCAUUCUUUGAGGCAGCGGCUGCAGGAUUGGCAGGAGAGACUGACAGCUGUCAAUCACUCACAUCAAGCUUAUGAGAAGGAUUGUUCAGAGGGGAGUGGAGAUCAACCCCACCAUUUCACCAUAUUAAAGCUUAGAGAAGAACUCAACAGAUGCAAGGAAGCUCUCAACAUAGAGGAACAACUAUCGGAGCAGAAAGAUGCAGAGCUGAGACAGGUCCAAAGAGAAGUAGAGAAACUUCUUCAAGAGAAUAAAACCCAGCUUCAGAACUUGGAGGAAGAAAAGGAACGUACGUGUAUACAGACUGAACAACUUGUGGACCAGCAGAUCAUCAUCAAUCGUCUUCGCAGCGACCUUGUGACAUUUAGGGGUGCAACCUCAGCGGCAACCGUGGAAACUGGGGCUUCUGGGGACUCAGGCAAGAGACCACACAGUGUCCCUCUGAUCAGACAUAGCUGUGGACACGGACCUCCCAGGAGGGUCGGUAGCUGCACUGUUUUGAUUCACUCUAGUCCCCCGGCCUAUUCCCUGGAGAGAGUGAUGGCAGCCUUUAAAAUGCGGGGUCAUCUCCUGCUGGCAGAGAUUGAGCAGAAGGAAAAGGUGUACUGUCCAUUCAUAAAACAACAGGCAGAGAGCAAAGAUGGGCAUCAAGAGAACGAGGAGGAGGAGGAGGAUAUAUUUGUGGGCAGAAUGGGAUUUAGGCGUUCUUUAAACCGAACAUGGACCAGUCGGCAGAAGAAAUUAACUCUGAAAGAGAAGAACUCUGGACUGGACCAAACAUCUAAUGGAGAUCCAGUAGUACAACAGACUCAGCGAGUCACAGGGACUAAGGAAAACCACGCCAAGCAUAUGAGGAAGCCGAGACCGAGAGCCUGCGUUACUCAGAGAAGGAUCCAAGAACUGUCUGUCAACAUGAGCAUGAAAGAGGAGCUCAUCAAAAAGCUUGACAAAACUGACAAAGAGACCCAAGCAGUGGAAAGACAUGGCAGGCACAGUGGUGAUGGCAAAACAGUCGAUGUGUUGGCAAGACUUUCCAUGCAGAGCCAGCAGGUCCGUGCAGAGGUGUACCGCAGCCUGCAGCACAUGAGGCUGCAGAGAGCACAGCUUCAGAGCAGCCUCAGACAGCAGAGAGAGACCAACAACAACAAAGAGGUUGACCAAAAUGGGGAGCAAAGGGCAGGAGAUUUGACUGUGUGCAAAAUCAAGGAAAAGCUGCCUGACUGUAUUUGGCUGGAGGAGGCGGAGGAGGAGGUGUUUCAGAAGAGAGCAGAGCUGCAGGAGCUGGAGGAGGAGCUGCGGAGGAGAGAGGAGGUGCUCCUGCGCAGAGAGGCCUGUCUGCAACAGAAGAACAAACUGGAGAUCAAGAUGCUACGCUCCAGCCAGGCUCUGAGUCAGGACCUGCUGCGUGUGUCGGUGCGGUUGGAGACUCUGGAGGAGCAGCUGCAGAGCAGCAGCAGUGUGAGGCAGACCGGAGGAGUCACCAUGGAGGAACUGGAGAAAGAGAGAGACAUGCUUAAAGAGAGGAGAGACACUCUGGACAGCCAGCUGAAGGACAACCGAGUGCUCACUGUGGAGGAGGAGCAUUCCCUGCUUCAGCUGGAGGAAGCUAUUGAAGCUCUGGACGCAGCCCUGGAGUUUAAAAACCACUCAAUUCAUGACAAACAGAGGAAGUUGCUAAUCACAGACUACUCUUCGCAUCAGUUGCAAAGCACUGAACCCGCCCAACUCUGUGAUGUCAUCAGGAAGCUGAAGAGGCUCUCGCCUCCUGAGGCGUCGGAGCUGCUCAUCAAAUAUUUCAACAAGGUUGUUUGUCUUCGAGAGAUGGAGCGCCAUUUGCGUUUGCAUUGUGAAGAGCUGGAGCUUCAUGCUGGAGAGCAAGAGGUGGUGCUGAGGGAGAUGGAGGUGGCCAUGCAGCGGAUGGCCCUGGAUGCAGACCGCAGGCUGACCCAGCAGCACCAAGAUCACCAGAACAACAUCCAGCUACUGCUGCAGAAACUUAAAGACGGUGGCUCAGGAGAGGCACAGCAGGCUAUCGAAGACAGACUGGAGCAUCUGGAGAAAGAGCUUUUUUUCUACAAAAGCUCCAGCCGGCAGCUUAAAAAGAAACUCAAAGAGCUUGUCAGUGACGCUCUACACCCCCUCAAUCAGCCCUCACAAACACAGGAGCACAGAAAACAACACAAUGUGCAGAUACACGCAAGUGCAAACGAACCCCAGAUGCACACUGAAGAGGUACAGACACACAACACAACAACAUACAAAAAGAUGAAAGAUGAGCAAAUAGACAAAAACACAUUGAAGAGACAUGCACACCAAACCCCCUGUCCCUCCGCCUCUUCUGACCUCCAAGCACGCAAAUUGACAAAAAUGCCCGAAUACAACCAGACGCACACACAGUCCCGCGGGAGGAGUGAAAGUUUAGAGAUGACACCAGUCCGUUUGUGUCGCAGAGAGCUGAGACAGAUCUCUCCAGCUGACUUGCAGGUCUGUAGUUCUGCCACAAGAAGGCGACAGUCUGUUGUGGAUACCAGCACAGAGUCAAUACUAGAGGACUCCAUAGAAGUGCCCAGAAACACUGACAGAUGAUGUUAUCAUGGUACAUAUGAGUCACUUGGCAGCAGCAGUGUGUACAUCAGAUUCCAGUUGGGUGCUAGUAAACAAAGAAAAAUGUGUGUUAUGAAUAACCAAUGACAAAAACUCAUUGCAUAUGAAUGAAACAUCCCCUCAUCUUAAGUAUCUUGUGAAAAUGUUCAUGUAUUUGUUGGAAAAUUGAAAGACUUUGCAGGGCUUUGAAGUCAGUGAGAAGCACCCAGAAACCCAUUAAAUUACUUCAUAUAAUCAAAA